This is a messenger RNA of Vigna unguiculata (cowpea), 1087 nucleotides long. Its product is annotated as serine-rich protein-like protein. The record is from RefSeq and is a predicted model, not a curated record. Lineage: Eukaryota; Viridiplantae; Streptophyta; Magnoliopsida; Fabales; Fabaceae.
GCCUCCGAGACUCGCUAGGUUUGCCAAACCAAUUCCCCAUAGGGGUCCUUAGAGAGACCAAUCCUCUUCCCUCUCACUCUCGCUCUCUAUCUCUUCCUUUCUCUCCUCUUUCAAUGGCUUCCUCAUCUUCCAGAACAAAGUCAAGUGGACCCGUUCUACGCUCUCUCUCACCCUCCACCAGAUUCUGUUCCUACACCACAUCCAAAACCCCUUUCUCUUCCCCUUCUUCAGCCUUUGCUUCCUCCACAGGCUCCACCUUCUCCUCUCCCUCCUCCACCUUCUUCACCAACACUCGUCACCAAAACUCCCACACAAACCACCACACUCAUCACCGUGCGGCUUCCCCCACACGUGUCAAUCUAUACUCGCCCACUCCUCCUUCCUCUUCCGUACGCUUCUCCAUCGACCCCCGUUCCAUCUCUCCCAACCGCUCAAUCUCCAACCAGAUCAUCACCAAGAACAGCCGUCCCAUCUCUGGCCACAAGAAAACCUGCAUGUGUUCCCCUACCACACACCCUGGCUCCUUCCGAUGCAGCCUCCACAAGAGCACUGGCAGCAACAACCACCACGCCGAUUCGUACCCUUCCAAUCGCCUCAACAUGCGCAGAUCCGCGAUGAAGAACUCGCUCGUGAGGAUCGGAGGCGUGGAGGGCGAGUGGGUGAAACGUGCCCUAACCGCGCUUAUUCGGCCCAGUUCUCAUCAGCAAAGGAGGAGAGCGGCCUUCGAGCCCAGGCCCAGCCGUCUCUCUGUCAUGUCCAAGGCCCAGGAUCUUUGAUUUUUUUUUCAAUUUAAUUUUACAGGUUCGUUCUCCAUUUUACUGCUAUUGCGGUGGUUUACCCACCCCUAGCGCCCUGAUCUGCCGCCAGAGUUGGAUUCCGGCGAAGCGGUUUGGAGGUAGCGGCGAGUCCUCUCCGGCGAGUUUUGAUUUCGUCGUCUGGAGCAGCAGAUUGGUGAAUUGUCUUCUUGGCGCAUUUCCCCAUAGAUCUAUGACACUGGACCCACACACACAAUUGCUAUUGUACAUAACUUUUGCUAUGGAAGCAGAGUUUUGGACCGAUUGUCAUUUUUGCCUUUUCCAUGGUUAAA